AAGUAGACUCUGCGGUUCCAGUUCGCUCACGUUCACUGAGUAGAGUCUGUAGUAAUGGCAAACGCCUCUCAGUGUCUGGAUGAUGUGCCUAUGGGUGGUCGCUGGCCCGCAGCUCCCCCGGACCAGUACAACGAGGCUCACCGGCUGGCGAUGGAGGAGCUGGUAUCCGGGGGUCCUGAAGCCAUGCGGGGCUUUUUAAAGCGAGAGCGGCUGCCGAGCUUCUUGUCCGAGCCGGAGAUGGGGGAGAUCCUGGGCUGCGCCUCUGUCCUUCCGUGCGGCGAUGAGGAAAACUCCAUGUCCGCCUCGGUCGAUUGCUCGUCGGUCACUUACUUCCCGGAUCGCUCGGACGUGGAGCCGCCUAUUCUGGAGCUCGGCUGGCCGGCCUUUACCACCGGCUCGUACCGCGGGGUGACUCGUGUGGACGUGCACUUCCAGCCCAGUUUCGGGGACACCAUCUACACGUGCAAAGAGGCGGCCCGGGAGCUCAUCAGAUCUGCGCGAGAGGUCAUUGCCUUGGUUAUGGACAACUUUACAGAUAACGACAUAUUCAGGGAUAUCCAUGAGGCUUGCCGGAAACGUAGGGUCCCUGUCUACAUUCUAUUGGACCAGACACAAGUUUCUCACUUCCUUACCAUGUGUUACAAUCUGGGUGUUUCCAUUGAAACAGAGCCGCACAUGAGAGUCCGAUUAUUAACUGGGAACAAUUAUUAUACACGAUCGGGCACCAAGAUCAUUGGGAAGGUGCGGGAGAAGUUUCUGCUAGUAGAUGGAGUCAAAGUGGCAACAGGAAAUUACAGCUUCACCUGGACUGAUGGCAAGCUUAACAGCAGUAACAUGCUUGUUUUAUCUGGACAAGUAGUGGAGAAGUUUGACCUGCAGUUCAGAAUUCUUUAUGCCCAGUCCAACCCUAUCGGUGCCAAGCUUCUCUCGUCUAUAAGAUCCCGUGUUAUGUGCCUGGACAAGCUUCCAUGCAAGUUGCCUGCCUCCAAGAAACCUACACUGAGCAGCCUUUUGCGCAUGGAUCAGGCCAAGCUCUCCAGCACCCCAAAAAGGCAUUUUGAUGAAUUUGGUGCCAAGUUCAACAGAGAUGUUGUUGCCUUAGACAAAGCUGCAGAAGACGAGUGGCUCCAGAGCUGUGACAUUAUCUCAGGGCUCAAGGAAAUGCAGACUGUGGAAGUUCAGACCGAGCCAUGGGAGGGGAAGAAUAACGUCAGAGGGGUGGAUGUUGGCAUACAGACUUCGGUAGCUGCUGCAAAUGCUGCCACGCAGACCUCUGUAUUAUCAAGAAUGGCUUCCACCCAAACUGUAAUGGUCUCAAGAUCAAUUACUACUCAGACAACUGAAACUUCACAAUGUACAACCCAGACACCAGCACCCACAUCUUCUGUAGCCAGGCUCUCAAAUUCCUCCAACUCUUCCUCAUCCUCUUUUUCUUCUGCUUCAACAACCAGCACUGGCUCAAACUGUUCUAUGAAGUCAUCUGACUUCUCUGGCACUGCCUUUUAUCAGCCUGAAUAUCCACUGGGAAACUGCUUCAAGAAACUGACCAAGGACCGGCAGUAUCACUACUCCACCAUCCGCUCUAAACUCAACCACAUGGUGUCCAUAUUGUCCAAUCGAAACCGUGUGCCUAAUUCUUACAUGGCCAAUGAUGCACCGUGUUAUGGUCUGCAGAGGAGAGAGAUUAUGCACGGCAGUCUCCUCAAUCUUCGGGAUGGGGUACGCUUUUAUCCUAACAUGUGACUGUGGAUGGAUUCCAGGUCUAAGAUAUAUUAUUAAACCUUUUUAACCUUGUGUGCUUUCACUACUGCUUUAUGUCUCUUUGAAGCACUUUAUCUUUUUCCAGUGCCUUGACAUGAGUGGCAUGUUUUAGACCGUAGAAUAUUUUUGUCUAAAAACACCCCUCUUUUAUAGAUGUUUCUAAUGUUCUUUACCCAAUUCCUCCCUGAGGGGAGAAGCCUAACCUUAGGCAUAAAAAGAAGACAAGUUGGGAAUCUCCUGAAUUGGAGGAACAAGUUCAGACUCCUUUUCUAUUGUAGAUGGAUGAGAAGAAGAUUUUCAUGUCACCUGCUGUUUAAAACACCUCUGGGUGGUUGAUUUGAUUUCAUCAGAAAAAACGGCCUUACAUGCACUUUUAUUCCUUGCUUUUUUUUAUCAGACCAAUGACUUGUUUGUCUUUCUACAAUGAUCCAAUGAGUGACAUGUUUACUAGUCUCUUCUCCAUGUGCUAUGAAACGCCCACUGUGAGUAUGCGGCAGCAUUAAGACUAAAUAGUAGUCCAUAAAAUUAGCACUCAUUGACUUGUCUGUGAGACUAAAACAAUUGCCAUCUCGACAUCGGCAUUUUAUGGGCUCUGAGAUUUUUAUAAUUUUUCUGAGAACCAUAUCAAUGCAACCCACCUAAUAGCAGGUGAUAAUGAACAAUGAUGCAUUUGGCAGCAAGCCGAGCACCUGAGCACCUUUACAUUUAUGGGUUUCCCAUGAUGAGGUUACUGGUUUUGCCAUAUUCUGGUCACUAGAUGCCUAUAAUACAGCUGGAUUGGACCAAGGGCACGUGCAUGGGUGUGCAAGCAAAUACACAAUGACUGAAAAUAAAUCCCAAGGAAUGAUAUGUGCCUGCUAUGUAGAAAUGUGUGCAGUAAUACUAGGAUUUCUCGUUUGCAACUGGGAUAGAUUUAACACUUUUCACCCCCCUCCUUGUUUACUUUGUAUUUUAACAUUGGAAUUCGUUUUUAUUUGACUUUCCUCAAAUAUUUAUUUUGAGUCCAUUGCUGCACCUUCUGCAAAUAAAUGACUGUGUGUGGGGAACGCCACUGAAUAAUCAAGAGGAAGAGAGAAACCUGUGUGUCAUGAGAAAGAGAUUAUGUAUCCCAAACACCCAGAUAAACAUGUAAUUGCUAUAUGAUAUGUACUGUAUGUCACUACAAUUUUACAUUUGGAUUUUAAAUUUCCUUUCACCACUUUUCCUACUCUUACUCUUAAAAUUGGCUAUUUAGUCACAUGUAUAUGUUUUCCCUUUCAGUCGUCUUUUUGUUCUUUUUUUUUUUCCAUGAAUGGUCAGUGCCAUACCUUUGCUAUUAGUACUACCAACUACCGAAAAAUAUUUUAUAAUCCUAGGCCUGCCAGCCUCAGCAGUUGCUCUGGGACCAUGUGUUCCUUGGCAACACUUCUGAUUGACUUUAGGGCUAGUCCACACGAGGAGAUUCGGGAGAUUUUGUCGCCUGGCGACUAAUCGCCUCGUCUUUUGCGCGACUAUCUCCCUGAACUGUCUCAGCGUUUUUCCCCAUAGGCUACAACGCAAAGUCGCCAGGCGACAGAAUCUCCUCGUGUGGCCUUACCCUUACUAUAACCUGGACACAUAGGGGUAUAUUUAUCAAAGAGUGAAGUUAGAGAUCGCCACAAUCCACUAGCGUGAAAUACUGCCUCUCCAUUCAAUUCUAUGGGAUUUUUAAAGGUGUAUUUAUCAAAUGGUGGACUUUUGCUUUCACCCUUUCAGAAAAAUAAGCCUUUAAAAAUUUCAUAUAAAUGAAUGGAGAGGGGCGGUGUUACACUCUAGCGGAGUGCAACACCGCUCUUUGAUAAAUUUACCCAAUAGAAUCUAACUUGCUGGGACUUGCAAAAGAUAUGGAUUCUACAGUAUAUUGUUGGCAGGGAAAUAUGUUAUUUGGCCCCAUAGCAUUGCUCCGAGUAUUUGUCGUGCUGCUUUUUUACCAGGGUACAUCCUGCAAUGUGAAUGAAAACACUAAGGGGCGUUAUGUUUUUCUUACACUAUAAAAUCUGCUAAUUUAGCAUAUACUGACUUGAUUUUUGGGCAGCAACCUGUGGGUUCAAAUCUGGGUGAUCCAAUCAUUUGUCACACAGAACAACAAUCAGACGGUAAUGGGAACCUAUGAACCUAGCUUGACGGUAUUAAUGGGUGUUUGUUUGUUUUUUAGUCUAUGAGGAAGAUAUUCCGGCUAGAAAUAAUAGUUACUUCAAAUACCCUUCCUAACCUAUAUUGUUAAUAAUAAUCGGGAAAUAAUUCAUCCGCUUAAAAUGUCAGAUGCUGGAUGAGCUGUACAACAUUAUUGUUUGGGGAUAUAUACCAUCAAAUUCAAUGUUUUUUUUU
This is a messenger RNA of Xenopus laevis (African clawed frog), 4107 nucleotides long. RefSeq names its product family with sequence similarity 83 member D L homeolog (gene sack1d.L). Gene Ontology annotation, cellular component: cytoplasm; mitotic spindle pole; cytosol. Gene Ontology annotation, biological process: regulation of TOR signaling; regulation of ERK1 and ERK2 cascade; positive regulation of cell cycle G1/S phase transition. The record is from RefSeq and is a predicted model, not a curated record. NCBI's taxonomy places the organism in Eukaryota, Metazoa, Chordata, Amphibia, Anura, Pipidae. The coding region runs from base 55 to 1743 and encodes 562 amino acids. Gene Ontology annotation, molecular function: protein kinase binding. The transcript has 4 exons.